This is a messenger RNA of Diachasmimorpha longicaudata, 1845 nucleotides long. It is a transcript of the gene TfIIB, whose product is annotated as transcription initiation factor IIB. Gene Ontology annotation, biological process: transcription preinitiation complex assembly; transcription initiation at RNA polymerase II promoter. Lineage: Eukaryota; Metazoa; Arthropoda; Insecta; Hymenoptera; Braconidae. The record is from RefSeq and is a predicted model, not a curated record. Gene Ontology annotation, molecular function: TBP-class protein binding; RNA polymerase II general transcription initiation factor activity. Gene Ontology annotation, cellular component: transcription preinitiation complex; nucleus. The transcript is spliced from 7 exons. The coding region runs from base 263 to 1195 and encodes 310 amino acids.
AACCUCCAAGUAAAAAGUGUCAGUGCUCAGUGGCUUUAUUUAUACACACGAAACACCAAGUGACAAAUACAUGAAAGAUGGCCAGUAUGUCAAGAAAUCGUUUCACGAAUGAAAACAAGAGUAACGACUGGGGAGACGUGAGCACACGCCGGGAAUUGAUACAAUAACUUUUUGGAGGUUAAACGCACAAUCCCCGUGGCGCAAUACUUUGACGCGCCCUCUCCAAGGCUGGUGUCGUUCUCAGUGAAAUUAAAAUACAAAAAUGAUUGAUGGAGACAGAGUAUGUUGCUACGCCCAUCCAGAUGCUCCCCUGAUAGAGGAUUACAGAGCUGGAGAUCAGAUCUGUUCCGAGUGCGGUCUAGUCGUCGGCGACAGGGUUAUUGAUGUUGGAUCCGAGUGGAGAACAUUCAGUAACGAAAAGUCUGGAGUUGAUCCAUCUCGUGUAGGAGGACCUGAGAACCCUCUUUUCAGUGGAAAUGAUCUAUCGACUAUGAUUGGCCCUGGCACUGGCGCUGCUUCCUUCGAUGCAUUUGGCAGUGCCAAAUAUCAAAAUCGUCGGACUAUGAACAGUUCUGACAGAGCCUUGAACAAUGCCGUUCGUGAGAUAACAGCAAUGGCAGAUCGCAUAAACCUUCCAAAAACAAUCGUCGAUCGUGCAAAUAAUCUUUUCAAGCAGGUGCACGACGGAAAAAAUUUGAAAGGUCGUUCCAACGACGCCAUUGCCUCAGCUUGUCUGUACAUAGCUUGUCGUCAAGAGGGAGUACCCCGUACAUUUAAGGAGAUAGUAGCUGUCAGUAAAAUCAGUAAAAAGGAGAUUGGUAGAUGUUUCAAGCUCAUUCUGAAAGCCCUCAAGACUAGUGUGGAUCUCAUUUCAACCGGUGAUUUCAUGUCGAGAUUCUGCGCCAAUCUGGGGCUUCCUAAUAUGGUACAGAGAGCUGCCACGCAUAUCGCAAGGAAGGCUGUGGAAAUGGACAUUGUUCCUGGCCGAUCCCCCAUCUCCGUAACUGCAGCUGCCAUUUACAUGGCCUCCCAGGCUUCAGAGGAGAAGAGGUCACAGAAGGAUAUUGGUGAUGUAGCGGGAGUGGCUGAUGUCACAAUCAGACAAGCCUACAAACUCAUGUAUCCACAUGCUGCCAAACUCUUCCCCGAGGACUUUAAGUUCGCAACACCGAUUGAUCAGUUGCCACAGAUGUAAAAAAAUUGUUGCUGAAGUUAUCCUUUACUUACAUUCCCGGCCAACUAAGAAACCAGAAGAUUCUUGAAAAAUUAUACUUUAAUUCGGGAAAUGGUUAUGAUUAUUACUAUUAGACUGAAUAAAAAAUUGAUAUUAAGGUAAACGCAGAAAGUUAUGAGAGGAUAACAAGAGGAUAGCACAUCAGAAUUUCGGAAUCAGAUUGAUGAAUAGCUCUUGUUAUCGUAAAAAUCCGAUUGAAGCAUAAGCAGUUAAAAUAAUCCCCAACUCAGCUCAGUAAACGAUAAAUCUUUUAGUUAUUUUUUAAGAUUUCUCCAUUUAUUCUUAAAAUAUCACUAUCAACUCCAUUUAUUCGUAAAAGUAUAAAGAACCAAAAAAUUUACUCUUUUCAUUAUUUUUAGUACUGUCAACUUAAUUAUUUACUUUCAUUGACGGUGAAUGGGUUCAUAAUAGGAUAGUUCAAUUACUUUUCUUUUUCUUCUUUAUUUUAAGUACAAAUCAAUAUCAUGUGUGAAGUUUUACAUUGAUCUAAUUAAAAAUGUUUAUGAAAGAUGCUAUUUUGUCAUUGGAAUACAAUGUAUAUUGUAUUUUUAUUAUUGUAUCCAAAUGAGAUAUUGUAAAGAGGCAAUAAAUAUUGCAUAAUUUGACUUGUA